Molecule: messenger RNA, 1228 nt
Organism: Triticum dicoccoides
Lineage: Eukaryota; Viridiplantae; Streptophyta; Magnoliopsida; Poales; Poaceae
Exons: 2
Coding region: 159-1085 (308 amino acids)
Molecular function (GO): zinc ion binding; nucleic acid binding
Source: RefSeq, a predicted model, not a curated record
ACGUUGUUUUAUUAUUAUGAGUCAUCACUUAUGAUAUUUUAAUUCCAUGUUUUUUCUGCCCAACGGUGUUUUGACAUGGAGUUGAAAUUAAAUACUUGGCAUGUUUGUUUAUUUACCAACGUAAAUUUAUAAUCAUGCAAGUUUACUUAUGAACUUUUAUGAUGAUUUCAGCUUCCGCUCCAUUCCGGUCCGACACGAUCGAACCACUUACGGGGAGUAACUUCCCUCGUUGGAAGUCCCAAGUCGAAUUAUGUUUGGGUUGUAAUGAAUUUGACUAUGCCUUGAGGGAAGAAAAACCUGUGGCACCUGUGGCAGGUGUCACAGGGUAUGCAGAACUCAAGAAGGAGUAUGAUGUUAAGAUGGAAAAGUGGAAUAAGUCCAACCAUAUUGCGCUUCUCAUCAUGAAAGCGACAAUAUCGCCGGACAUUUCUGAAGCACUCCCUAAGAAAGAUACUGCUAAAGAUUUCCUCACUGAAAUGGAGGAGCAAUUUAAAGGCUCCGACAAAGUGUAUGCUCAUGAGCUUUUUGCUAAACUUCUUCAGAAAUACACUAUUGACGGAAAUGUUAGGCAGCACAUAUUGAGGGUGAUAAAUGCUUUCACCAAGCUUAAGGCUUUGGAGUGUUCUUUAAGUGAAGCCCUUCUUGUCAUAAUUAUUCUUGAGUCUCUUCCUGAAGAGUUUGAACAAUUUGAGGUCAACUAUAACUCUCUAAAGGAAAAAUGGCCACUCUCUGAGAUGACCGCAAGGAUCGUCCAGGAGGAAGAAAGGAUCAUGAGGCAGAAGAAAGACCAUGUCUUUCAUGUUGGCUCUAACAAGAGAAAGCAUGACGGACAAGGUUUCCCUAAGCCUCAGAAAAGGCAAGUCAAGAAAGAAGGCACUAAGCCAUUCAACCCUAAGGCAUUCAAGGGUAAAGAAGCCGGUGGUUCUUCUUCUGCUCCUAGCAGCUCCAUUGCUGGAGAAAAUGCUUGUAACUUCUGCAAAGAGGAGGGACACUAUCAAAGGGACUGCCCAGGCUUUCUAAAAUGGAUGAAUAAAAGAGGGAUUCGAUACGAUCCAAACUAUAAGAGGAGGAACAAGAAAGCUUAAGGUUGCGAACGGAGUUGAGGCCGAUGUUGAAGCUGUGGGAUCUCUCACAUUGGAGCUACACACUGGCCACACUCUUAGAUUGAAUAAUGUUCUUUAUGUGCCUACCUUAAGUAGGAAUUUGAUUUCAAUUUCUUGUUUAGAUG